Molecule: messenger RNA, 1658 nt
Organism: Neohortaea acidophila
Lineage: Eukaryota; Fungi; Ascomycota; Dothideomycetes; Mycosphaerellales; Teratosphaeriaceae
Exons: 2
Coding region: 200-1405 (401 amino acids)
Source: RefSeq, a predicted model, not a curated record
CGAGGGCAUCAUCAUGAGGUGAUGAUGGCGCGGUGCGUCACCGUUCCACAUGCCAAACCGUUCCUGCCACGAUUUUUCGCGACGCGUACCGAAGUAGUUUCCAUGUGAAAGAGUAGCUCACCAAAUCUUUGCCUCCCUUCAUCGUUCUCUCUAUCUUUCACUUCCAUUCUCCCCCUCAUACCAUCACACUCUUCCCACCAUGUAUUCCACCCGUGCCGCCGUUCGCUGCGCAAGAGCUGCCCGCACAGCCGCCCCCCUGACCAAACGCAAUGUUCCUCGCCCUCGCUUCGCCUCGAGUGAAGCCAACCCGCAGACUGCCGGUGGUGUUUCAGGUGCUGCUACUGGUGGACUCGUUGGAGCGGCUGCAGCACUCGCAGUGACAUACUCCUGGUACCACUUCUCCGGCGCCAAAACCGCAGUCCAAACGGCCAAGUCGGCCAAAGGGUACUAUGACAAAGCCACCGAGUCACUCAAGGUCAAGUUUGAGGAGAACACGCCCGACGACGCCAACCAAGCGCUCGAGACGAUCAAGCAGAGUGCGCAGAAGUACGCUGCCUUCAUUCCCGGUGGCCGUCAGUACGUGGACAGUGCGUUCAAGGACCUCGACACCGUUCGACAGAAGCAUGGCGACGAAGUCGACGCCAUUGUGAAGGAGGCGUACGGCGAGCUGCGUGAUGCUUCCAAGAAGGGCUUGAGCUUGGAGACGGCGAGCGACUCCUACAACGUCCUCUCGAAACACCUACAGAAACUCUUCUCCCUCGCCGAGGAUGCUGCAGAGGAAAUUCUCAACAACCAUCCGCAAUUGAAGGAGAAGCUCGGCGGCUCGGCGGAACAGCUCAAGCAACUUGGACAUCGCAUCGGCCCGGAGGCGAAGAAGGAGAUUGAUGAGACGUGGAAGGAAGUGCAAACCAUCGUACAGGGCGGCCUGCAGCCGGAGAACCUCAACCGCGCGAGAACCCUUGUGCAGGACAAGGUGGAGAAGCUGCGCAAGAUGUCGGAAGAGGCCUUCAACCAGGGCUGGGAGCAGGUCAAGCCCAUGCUCGAGAAGAAUCCCGAAGUGAAGCAGUUUGUGGAGCAGAACAUGGACGCGCUGAAGCAGGGCAACACCAAGGAGGUGAUCGACAAAGUGCGCAACGCUGUGUCGUCAGGCAACACGCAGGAGUUGAAGGACUACGCCCAGAAGGUCAAAGAUGGCGCACAAAAGUACGCCUCGGACCACGGACUACAAGGCUGGCUACAGAACAUCCCCAACGGCGGCGAGAUCAUGCCGCAGCUGCAGAAACUGUGGGACAUUACCCAGAAAGAGGGCUCGCAAGCACAGGACAUCGCCAAGGGCACCAUUUCAGAUAUCAAGCAGGUCUUGGACAAGCGCAUGCAGGAGGUCGAGAAGUUGUCGAAGAACUAGAGGGUGGGGUUGGGAUGAGUAUGAGGGCGCCUACUGUAAUGAAGCGAAUACGCUGUGUAUCCUAAAAGCGUCUGGCAAAUCAUGAUAUCUUUCAUCCAUUAAUCUCAGCGCUCGCGAAAACACCAUGCCUUCGUCGUCAAUCGUCCGUCCCAUUCCAGUCCCUCCUCCCUCCACUGCUCAAUAAGUCGAAUAAACCGGCGCCGAAUAGUAGGCUGGCGGCGGCGCAGGCAGCUCCUCGCCCACCGGCCCCGCC